Molecule: messenger RNA, 2153 nt
Organism: Cercospora beticola
Lineage: Eukaryota; Fungi; Ascomycota; Dothideomycetes; Mycosphaerellales; Mycosphaerellaceae
Source: RefSeq, a predicted model, not a curated record
ACGCCACAUGCAUUCCCGCGCCGGUAGGACAAAGACGGCCUUUCUUAUCUCUGCCCACUCAGCUCGCCCCUUCUGACCUGAGUCGAUUUCAUAACACACCACCCGCUAUCUCACCAUUGUUCACUCACAUCGCCGCUAUCCUAAUCAAGCUCCGCUAGGUGCAGCCAGCAUGCACAUCAACCACCUACCAGCUGAAAUCCUCUCCGACAUCCUCCUGCUUGCCACCAAGGCCAACGAAAACGAAGGUGCCAGUUUCACAUACGGACUCACUCAAGCACCACUUCCUCUGCAGAAGGCCAAACUCACCAAAUAUGUUCGAGGCCCGGUGACCGCAGAGUCGCUGCGAUGGGACGCCACUGCAGCUAUCCGCCAGGUCUGUGCCGGCUGGCACGACUGGGCUCUUUCCUACAACCUCGAGCAUGUCUUCGAGCGUAGGUGGCGAGGCAGCGAGAGAUGGGCCGAGUUGUCCAACAACCGACGGAAGUAUAGCAUCUACGAGUUGAUGGAUCGCCCAUCCGGCUGUGCUGUCUUCCGCGACCCCAACAGCUCAUUGAAGGCCACCGACCGCAUCUUCCAGCAACUGCCUCACAUGACAAACCAUGUGCGUCGACUGUGGUUCAAUGGCUUCUACACUGCCGAGACCGACAAGCUCAUUCUUUCCAUCGUGUCCGAGUGCCACGAGCUUCAGUUCCUCAGUGUUCCAUGGACUGUGUUGCGACGCAGCACUGCCGAAGACUGGAUCGAUCUGCUCAAUGUCAACACUGGCAUUGGUAGCGCAUUACAAUCACUCGAGCUGCAAGCUGUGUGCCUCGCUAAGGAUCAGGCCGACGCUCUCGAGAGUGAUGAUUCCCCAAACGCUCUGGAGGACCCGCGCGUCGACUUCAGCCAACUCAAGCGUCUCAAGAUCUUCGGCAACACUCUUCACAAGCCAAUCUGCGACAACGACCUCGAGUUGAUGGCAAGAACCGCGACUAAUUUGGAAGUGCUGGACAUCACAAACCUGUCGACCAUCUCUGUCGCUGGUAUGCUCGCUCUCGUCAAAGCAUCCCACAACACAUUGCAAGUGCUCGAGCACUCUCCACGCUCCGACGAUGGAUUCUACCACCCAUAUCCCGGCCACCUCCCAUCCAACGAGCACAUCUGCGAGCUGCUCACCUCGUUGCCACGCAUGCGUGAUCUAUCUAUCAGCAUCCCGUACAUGUGCGAGGACCUCUUCAGCAACCUCGAAGUUCAGUGGACCGGAGAGUGCCAGGUGCGCGCAACCGACGUCUGCGGCUGCGACAGCUCCACCCCAGGCGCAGAGCGCGCCCGCAAGCUCCGCAAAAUCUUCAACGCCGCCCGCAAACUCGUCGAAUCACGCCGCCGUCUCGGACACAAGCUCUCUAUCGAACUCUUCUUCGCCGGCUGCAUCUUCGAGCCAGAGAAGAAUCUCGUGCACGGCGACUUUGUCCUUUCCGAGAUCCGCUCCAAUGGGGCCUGGCCUCGCGGAAAGCAAAUCAGCACCAAGGGUCCCUACGGUACUACCGGCGUCUACGGCAAAGAAGACGAUGGCGUCAACUGGGACGCUCUUUGGGAAGAAGAGUAUCUCCUUGCUGUUGAGCAAGGCUGGGUUCAGCUUUGAAGCCAAAGGCAGCGCUAUUCAAAAGUCUUCAAAGUUUUUGGACGAAAAGCGACGAUUGCCACGACUGAUGAACCGAGUCAACUGUAACACCAUACACAUCCGGGCCGAAUGUACAUACACCACCGCACACAUUCUCACAGUUGGGCUCUGGAAUUUGAUAUUCAUGACGCGCUUUUUGCAUGGUUUUCGCAAGGCGCAAAUGGUUCCAGCGGCACGCAUCGCUAUUGGAAUUUGAGAGUCGCGAAGGAAAUCGACAGAUUGAAAUCACGAGACGAUUCUCAUGGAUGAUGAUACGAACAGCCCAAAAGUGGCACACCAAAAAGUUUUUGCAUUGAUGAUUCGAGCGCUGGCGUUGCGCGGGGAAUAUUGGUCCGGCUCUCAUGCAUGGAGCGCAAAAAAAGUCUUCGAUAGCUUUUCACUUCACAAUCCUGUAUAACACCCAAGAGAAGGCAAAACGCCAACCUAUGAACAAUCAUACCAAGAGAUUUCUUUGCUGCUGAUCCAAUCUUCCGCCAACGUGCAAAAGUUGUUG